AUGGAGAACAGCUGGAGUGUAUCAUUGGGGUCAGAGUUCAGGGUAAGGGUUAGCUGGCUUAACCCAGUUCCGUCUCCAACACCAGUAUCUUAUAUUCUAGUGAACAUGGCUGGCUCCUCAGCAGUAUUCAGUCCAUCUGCCUACUGUAUCUGAACAGUCAUAUAGUUUGCUGUAGUCCCACUCCUGCUGUUUAUGGUUUGUUCUGGCAGUCACGGUUCCCACUGUCCAGAUGUCCAGCAGACUCUCUGCAAAUCGCCUGGCAUAGCUGCAGUCCAGGCCACUUCAGCCAGUCAAGCUAUCUCAGGUGCAAUUAGGCUUAUUCUAAGGGGCUAACAACUGUUCUGGACAGGAAAUCUGGUGCUGUCUUUGACCGUUUCAAUGUGUUCGAUUCACUAACUAUGUUUUCUGUUAUUGACUGCCUAUGACACCUGUUCAUUCAUAGUAAUAUCAGCUCCAUGACAGAGAACUUAGGUAUAGUUUUACCCAUAGAAAUAAGAAUGAAUAGUCAAUGAUGGCAUAAUGGGUGGACUGGCAGCCAUUUUGAGUGUACCCAUGCCAGGUCGUAAAAGGAGGAAGUGUACCCUUCAAUCUGAGUCAACCCAACUCACAUUACAAAAAAAUACAUUCCAUUGCAUGAGCCACAUCAGUUAGCAUCAUUUGAAUGAACAUUCCACAUUACUAUGGCAAUCCAGCAUCAGUUGAUAGAAUGUUCCAAAAUACCAUAUAAAUUAUUGCAUCACAAUACCAGGCAGCCAUUGCGAGUGUACCCUUGAUUUUACCAGUCAAUUGCCAGGGUUAGCGCUUCCAAGCCCGUUCUAUUCAUUCUUAUUUCUGAAUGAGGUGAGACAAGGAGGAGCAGAAGGAGGAGAACAUAAUAGCUGAAGCACUGACCUGAAAACCUAAACUAACAGCUCUCUCUUCUCUACCUCCAUCCCCUCCAUAUCCCCUCCCCCUCCCUCCAUCCCCACAGCCAUCACACCUGAGUUCGGAGCCUCUCCUCCCUCCACACAGUUUCCACUCCCACAGCUUGCGGCGGCUGCCCAACUACCAGCCCCUCCACAUCAGCCACCCCAUGCCUGUCUCCCUCAGUGUGGGUCAACAGCCCCUGCCACCAGUCCCACCCCACCACAAGGCUCUACCGGCCCACACCGCCCUCUCCCCACCACGGACACCGCCGUUCCACAGCCUUCCCCGACAGCAGCCCUACAGAAUGGACCAGGUUAGUACUAACUGUUCAGCUAUACGCCAUGAAUACAAAUACAGAUGGAUUUCCCUUAUUGGGGAUUUCUUUGGAAAUUGAUCUAGCUCGGAUCGACAUAGUAAAAAGUAACAUAUUCCAAAAGGAAAAUCUAAAAAUGUACUUUAUGUCCUCGUCCCAAUACCCAUACUACCACACAAUGUAUAAGUUAUGGACGAUGCAUACUAAGUAGUGUGUUGCUAUAACCAUUGGAACAGCACUUUAUUCCUACAGUUCUCCAUGUUCUCAACACAUCAUGCUUUGUGCUGAGCCAGCGGGACUGUGUAUAGACGAUGUAAGUCCAUCUGUCUGCUCAGGGCUCAUGCAGGCAGCUGAUCUGAAUGCGUGGAGCACCAUGUCAGAUGUCCGCGGGUUUAUGAGGUGCAGUGUACACUAGCAGAUGCACGUCGCUGUAAAAAAGACAUUAACUUUGAGAUGUUACUUUUCUCUCUUGUGUAUAAAGCACAUAACUGCUCCCAGAUAUAAAGGAAGAGCAUGCAGGAGAUGGAGAGAGACAGAUAUAGAUGUAAUGCAUCCUUCUCCUGAGGUACUCUCUGUUGAGGUGGGGCAACAGAUGGAUCACAUAUGUGGGAAUGGAGUGUGUGUGUAUCUUGGUUUCCAUAGCAGCCUAGCACAGUUCAGUUCCCCAUUGAGAAAAAAAAAAUAUAUAUAUGGUAUCUGUACAUCCAAGGCACUCAGGUUCUCUUGUACCCAUUAAUUUUUUUAACCAAACAUGAAAUAAUGAUGAAAUUCAAACUCAUGAGCUGUAUACACUGCUUGAAUAAUUGUGUACCCCUCCUGGUCUCGGGUUUGACUCGGUCUCCCCCACCCGCUUUAGGUGGUCUCGUCUUCAUGUGCUACUAUAACCCCACUACUCUACCUACCAUGGUCAAACCACUCACAUAAUGGGAUAAUAUUAUUUCACAUCAGGGGGACACAAUUAUUCAAGCAUUGUCGGUAUAAAUCACAUUCAAGCAGUUGCUGACACUGACACAUAAAACAUUACAGAGCUGGAAGUCCCUACAAACUCAUUUAGUUUAGGACACACUUUCCACUCUUAAUAUGUGACAGUGAUUUCACAACAACAUGGAUAAAUGUUUUUACACUUCAUUCAGUUCUCUAAAUGAUUUGCAUUUGGUGUUUGCUGAAACUUGGCACUUAUUUGUGAGUAUUGCUCAAGGUUUCUCCCUUUCCUUGCUACAAACUGUGCAGAGCAGCUGGGAUGCUGCUAGCAGAUGUUUGUCAUUAGCUCGUCCUCCCCUCCCUGUUUUAGAUUAGUAACACAUGAUGGCACCUCGUUUAGUUAAACUUUCAGAGAGAACUGCUACAGUGGUGGCUACAGACCUGACAGAUGCAUUAUACAGAGUCUACCUUAUGUUGGUGACACACUAUAACACAGUGCCCUCUAGUGAGGUUUCAGUACCAACACUACUCUUCAAACUUCUGGUUUGUCGUUCCUAGGACUGCGAGAAACCCAGUCCGCCCCAGAAGCCCCUGCCUGCAGACCCUCUGGGAAGGAGUGCUCGGGUGGGACACAGCACCUCGGUGGUGGGGGUCCGCCUCCCUGGACCCAUCCCUAUCCCCAUCCCCACCGUGCCCAGACCCCUGCUCACCAUCCCACAACCAAACAGGUCUGUGCUACGGUGGCCUGGCUGGCACAAAGUUUAUAGGUUAAUGAGGAGUGGUUGUUCUUUUUUUCCUUUUUUUUUUCUUUGCUCUGCAUUUUAUUCACUUGUGCUUUUUUUUCACUUUUCAGACCUGCACCCAUGCAACCACUGAGACUGCCAAAGACUCAUCAUUUCGACCGCUGA
Molecule: messenger RNA, 3048 nt
Organism: Coregonus sp. 'balchen'
Lineage: Eukaryota; Metazoa; Chordata; Actinopteri; Salmoniformes; Salmonidae
Source: the annotation of a GenBank genome assembly